UCAGUCUUUCAAUAUUUUCCGGUCCAUUCGGCUUCACAACAACUCUGUAUCGUGGACACUUUGGAUAUAUUCACCAUUAAUUUCCUCAUAUUAGCUUUGUAAAAAUGGAUAUACUUAAAGCUGAAAUAGCAAGAAAAAGAAAGCUCCUCGAAGAGAAUCAGCUUGUUGAUGAUUCCAAGAAAUUCUUUAAAAGGGCAGAACUUGCACAGAAAGAGCAGGAGGACUACUACAGAAGAUGUGGAUUGAAGGUGCAGAGAGAGACUCCUGAGAGACAGAUUGAUCAUAAGGAGGACGACGAGCCGUCCAGCUCAUCGAACCCAGUUUUAGAAUUAGAACUAACAGAGGAGAAGCUCCCGAUGACGCUGUCACGACAGGAGGUUAUUCGGCGACUUCGAGAACGAGGGGAACCAAUCCGAUUGUUUGGAGAGUCGGAUUAUGAUGCCUUCCAGAGACUCAGGAAAAUUGAAAUUCUUACCCCAGAAGUGAACAAGGGUCUGCGAAACGACUUAAAAGCAGCCAUGGACAAGAUCGACCAGCAGUACUUAAAUGAGAUAGUAGGAGGAACAGAGGCAGGGGAGGUGGACACGCAACACGACCUGAAGGUACACGAAGAGAACACCACUAUAGAGGAGCUGGAGGUUCUUGGAAAAACCCUGGGAACAGGGGAUGACAGUGGAGACCAGGAUGUUAUCCACAAGGUUUUAAGGUUUCUUCUUGGCGUUUGGGCUAAAGAUCUGAACAGUCGGGAAGAUCUGGUCAAGCGCAGCGUUCAGGGCAAGCUGGCCAGUGCCACACACUCACAGACGGAGUCUUAUCUCAGGCCUUUGUUCCGGAAGCUCAGAAAGAAGAAUUUACCUGCUGACAUCAAAGAGUCAAUCACAGACAUCAUAAAAUUUAUGUUGGAAAGGGAAUAUGUGAAGGCAAAUGAUGCAUAUCUUCAGAUGGCUAUCGGGAAUGCUCCAUGGCCCAUUGGUGUAACAAUGGUUGGUAUCCACGCUCGUACUGGACGAGAAAAGAUCUUUUCCAAACACGUGGCCCACGUUCUCAACGAUGAGACGCAGAGGAAAUACAUUCAGGGGCUCAAGAGGCUAAUGACCAUCUGCCAGAAACACUUUACAACAGAUCCAUCAAAGUGUGUGGAGUACAACGCUCUGUAGCCUCUAACGACCUCAGAUCUAUGCUGCAGCCCCAUUAGUGACCAUAAGAUCUAGACAAGCUGCUUUGGUUCCCACGCAGCACUGUUGUCAGUCAUGAAGGUGUUGGAGACCCUCGUAUUGCAAUUAGCACAUUCAAAUCCCCGCCAUUCAUGGAGUGGUCGUUUCCAUAGCUCUUGUGAAAAUGCAUAUAUUAGAAGGGCAAGGAGAGAAUUAAAUUAAAACCUGUGUUCAGCAGCUUAUUUGCCCUUUUUCUUUAUUGAUUUUGGGUCACUGAGGCUUUAACAGCAAGCCCAGUCAGAUUUGGAUGAAUAGUUUUUGCCUCUAAAUGUCUGGGUUUUUGUUUUAUUAUUCAAGAUACUCUUUCUGUUCAUUCUCUUUAAAUGUAUCAGUUUAGAUAAUUGCUAAAGUAUCAUGUGAGAUUACAGAUAAUCAUUUAAUUUCUUGCCCACCACUCAUUUACUGCAGAAAUGACUACCAACUUGCAUUUUUAUAAAAUCUGUAAUUGAAGCUCAACUCCUCCUGGCUGGAGAGUUAGAUUGUUGCCAAGCGCCUGGGAUUGUUGAAACCAAUAACUGGUGGAGGUGUAGUGUGUCACACUGUUAUGCCAGUCUCUCAUUUCUGUCUGUCUUUCUCUUGAAUGUAUUUAUUGAUUUUUAAACUGAUUCAAAUAAAAAAAGAUCACUAACAGAAGUAAAACAAUGAAUUUGGAUGCAGAUUAAGAACGUAUCGAGUCAAAUUCAAUCUUAAAUCUAUGCAAACAAUAUUUUUGUAGAAUUGCAAGAAAAAAACAUACUAAAAACAAUCCGUUAUAAUCCAAAGUUUUUAGAAGAAAGUACAGUCUUGCUAACUUAUCUCUAUUUAGGGGUGUAGCGAUUCAUUUUAAUGAUCAUAUAAUUUGUGGUUGCAAGUCAUAGUCAAUUUUGGUUCAUUUUGAAAAAUCUGACUCACUGACCUGAAAUCAAUCCAGGACAUCUUUAGCCCAAGCUUCAACCAGUGUGACUCAGAGAUAAAUACCGGGGUACCUGAGGUUUUCCAGAUUCCUCUAACUUCUUGCAAGAUAAUCAAGUGUAAAUUAAAUAUGUGUAUAAACAAACAAGAAUUGAUGGCAAAUCCAUACACAUUUUAGUUUCUUAAAGUUCAGCCCACUGUUGUUUUUCCACAACAAAAUAAUACAAUGGGAACAGUAUAAGAGCAUUCUACCACACUCAAUGGUCACAUGUUUUUGCAACAUUCAAAGUGUUUCACACACGUGGCUUGAUCAUUUUUUGCUGCCAUCAUACGUGUGUUGUCAUUUGUGAUGCACUUGGUCGUUUAUACAGAACAGUCAAAUAAACCCACUGUGCCUCAAUCCAAA
Molecule: messenger RNA, 2511 nt
Organism: Oryzias latipes (Japanese medaka)
Lineage: Eukaryota; Metazoa; Chordata; Actinopteri; Beloniformes; Adrianichthyidae
Source: RefSeq, a predicted model, not a curated record